AUGAAAAAAUUAAUAUUUUUCAACAGAGGCUAUGAGGUCACAUCCUUCUCCUUGAUCUCCAAUGGUUCACCUUACCAUCUAAAACCUGGAACCAACCUUCAACUUGAGUUUAAUUUCAACACUGCAUCGUCAAAUACGUCAUCAAAUUCCACGAUGGUCAUCUUUAGUGCAAAAAUUCUGUCUAACGUCACAAUUGAUACUUCUACGGCAGUUAUUAACAACAACACAAAUAUCAUAACGUUCACAUUAACAUCAGCAAUGUUCAAUGGAAUGAGUUUUGGAGAUUAUAAUUGCAGAUUUUGCCUCUAUACAUCCUCAGCUGACAAGAAACACAUAACUAUACCAGUGUCAUACGAAGAGCCAAUUGCAAAUUUUAAGAUUACUUGUAAUAAUUUCCAAAAGUUUGGGGUAGCAGCAGCUAUAACGAUUGGAUUGAAUUCAGGCUCGAACAUAAACAUGGUAUGGUACGCGAAUGGUGUCCAAAAAGAUACCAUUACAGAUGAUGGAAAUGGUACACGUCAAAUUCAACAUUCUCUUGCAUUAUCUCAAACCGGACAAGUAAACAUCUCGGUCACUGCCUCCAACACUGUGUCAACGGUAGUUGAUUCGGCAAUAGUGAACAACUAUUAUGAAAUCAAUGGAUUCUCCGUCACCUCAACACCAGGAACACCAAGCAGUGACGCCAUUGUAUACGUAAAUGUUGAUCAAGGAGUCCUUAUUCCACAGGGUUCACUUUCACUGAACAUUUCGUACGGUGAUGGAACGUUUGACAUACGUAAUGAUAAUUCAUCAUCACCUUCCAACUUAGUUCUUUAUCAUCGAUAUUCCUCCAUUGGAUCAUAUGUUGUGUCCGUGAAAAUUGCCUCUCCUGUAGACUCUAAAACCUAUACUAAAUCUGUUGGAGUUUAUAACCCAAUAUCUUCAAUCCAGGUUGAUUGUUCGCCGUACCAGAAAAUAGGAAUGGCUGUAACAUUCAACAUCACGAUACCGUCCGGGUCUAAUAUAACGCUAAAGUGGUAUUUGAACAAUGUUUUCAGUUUUCAAACAAUCUAUGAAAGUCAUGGGUCUUACGUUGAAAAUCGUAUAAUAAAUAAAGAAGGAACUGUCCAUGUGGCCACUGUGGCGUCAAAUGCCGUUUCACAGGCAAACCACAGUCUAACGUUUAUUAAUAUUCAUGGAAUCAAUGGAAUUACUUUGUCUGGGGAUGAAACUGUCCUACAAAAAGAUGCAUUAGUAACUCUUAAGCUGACAAAUGCAGCUUUGCUACCACAGGGUCCAAUAUCAAUUAAAUUAAAUUUUGGUGAUUCAUCCCCAUUGCAAAUAAAGAAUUUUUCUUGGGUAAAUGAAAGUUCAAUAUGGUCAGAAGUAAAUUUUACCCAUCAGUACAGUGCAGAAAUGAACUAUACAGUUCAAGCACAUUUGGCGUCACCCGUUGACACACAGACGUUCAGUUCAAUGGUGCAAGUAAUGGAACCAAUAACAAACAUACAGAUAUCAUGCUCCAAAUACCAGAAGUACGGAAUUCCAAUUCCAGUCACUGUCAACCUGACAAAUGGCUACAACGUAAAAAUUAAAUGGGUGGUAAAUGAUGAUACAGAAGCUUUAACCACCACGUUUCAUGCUGGAAAAGGAAUUAGGACUUUUACAGUAGAUCUAAGUCCAACUCGCUCCGGUCAUUUAAAUCUUACCGCACUUGCCUCAAAUGCCGUUUCCGAGUCGUCAAGUUCUGUUCUCUUCUCCCACUUGUUUGCCAUCAAUGGAUUUACUCUUACAUGUCACCCAUCUACUCUUGACAAAGAUGCAAGUAUAAUAAUAAAAAGAGCCAAAACGGCGGGUCUCCCACAAGGAAAAAUUUUAAUUUCUGUACAAUAUGGAGAUGGGAACUCAACAUUUCAAGAAUUUUAUGCUGGUUUUGAUGCUUUCUUGAAUCCUGGAUAUGACUUUUCCCAUCGGUAUUUAACAGAAGGACAAUACAAUGUGAUAGUUAAUAUUACAUCUUAUGUCGACUUCAAGUCUCUGUCCUCCACAGUCGACAUUAUUGAACCUAUCCAGAACAUUUCGGUGUUGUCUUCUUCUGAAUACUACAUAGUUGGACAAAGCGUCAUGUUUAAUUUAACAAUAAACUACGGUUUUGAUGUUAAGACCAAGUGGUACGUCAAUGGAAAAUAUAAAUAUUCACGAACUCAUGCAGGAAAGGGCCGCCGAGAAAUUUUUGAAAGUUAUCGACCUAGCGAAUCAGGGAAACUCAAAAUUUCGAUCAAUGCUAGUAAUCCGGUUUCUUUUUUCGUGACUUCAUUAGUAAUCUAUAAUUAUUAUGAACUCAAAGGUUAUAGUAUUUCUUGUGCACCUGGAACAAUCUACGAAGACGUUAAAAUUAUUCUGAGUUUAGCUUCUGGAAGUCGAUUACCACAAGGCCUGAUAACAUUCGAAAUCCAGUACGGAGAUGGUCUUUCAGCUACCGGAACUUUUUCCUCUACAGAUCGGGUUUUGAAGAAUUCUGGGAAACUGUUUCCUAAAAGAUAUCUCCGUGAAGCAUUUUAUAUAAUAUCUGUUACGCUUUCGUCCCCGGUAGAUACCAUCAAUUUGACUUCAGAAGUCAAAAUCGUUGAACCAAUUCAGAACAUUGCAUUUUGGACCAAACUCUAUCAUGAGAUUGGCGAGGAGCUUGUUAUUUACGCAAAUUUAACCAAAGGCUACAACACAACAACAACAUGGCAGAUAGGAACAACUUUAUCACACGUAAUACUCCAUGAGGGAACGGGAGAUCGAUAUUUUAACUUCACAAAAAUGGUUUCUGAAAAGGGUGCCAUAGACAUAACAGUGACGGCAACCAAUCUAGUGUCAGAAAUGAGCUAUACAUAUAAGACGUACUAUUAUCAUAAAAUAAAUAACAUACAUCUGACUUCCACUGUAUCUUCUACGGUUAAGGAUGCAAAACUGUACUUUGAAACGCUUCCACAAGCUAAGGUACCACAAGGAAAUAUUGAUGUAAUGAUUGAUUUUGGUGAUGGAACCACAAACACUACAGAUUUUGCUCUGCUUUCAAAAACUUUAAAAAACCUUAAUCACCUCAUCACUCACCUGUAUGAACAUGUUGGAAAUUACACUGUAACUGCAUCCCUGACCUCUCCACUGGGCAUUGACAACAUUACUGCUGAAGUUGAAGUUAUAGAGCCAAUUUUUGAAAUUGAAUUUGAAUGUGAAAGAUAUUUAGAGAUCGGGCAGGAGCUGAUCAUAUCUGCAACAUUAUUUGGAGGGAUGCGAGCAGUCACAGAAUGGUCUAUUGGAACAGCAACGCCUAUCCAGAUCUUCCAUGAUGGAAACGGAACGAGAACUUUUGAUGUUCGUUACAAUGUCACAGAUAUUGGUUCUAUAACGGUUACUGUUAAUGCAGUAAAUGAUGUGUCACAAGCAACAAACAGUACAACAGUGUUUUAUCUUUAUCCCUUAAAUGGAUUUAAUGUAUCUCAUGGAAUUCAUUCAACUUUGGAAGAAGCCGAAAUAAAAUUAACUUUGUGGGAGUAUGCUGACUUGCCCAUGGGAUUAAUAACUGUAAUCACAGACUUUGGUGAUGGUCAGAAAAACAUCACUGUGAUAAAUGGAAGUGAUUCCUCUUUUAGUGCAACGGGUCUUCUUCUAAGACACAGUUACACAGAAGCUCUAAACUUUUCUGUGGUUGUAACACUUAUUUCGGAAAUUAAUUCCAUCAAUUUAACGUCAGAAGUAAAGAUUCUUGAACCAAUCUAUGGAAUAGAGUUUAUGUGCCCGAAGUAUGUCGAAGUGAGCAAAGAGAUAGUAAUCAAAGCAACCCUUUUUGGAGGACAUGAGGUUACAACACAAUGGUUCUUUGGAAACAGAUCAAAAGUAGAAGAAUAUCACUUUGGAAACGGAACAAGAGAAUUUAUUAUCACUCAUAAUGUCUCGGGAAGUGGAGAGGUUAACAUCACAGUUCAGGCGCUAAGUCCUGUUUCAGUCAAAUAUAAUUCAACAGUUGUGUUCUACUAUUAUGGUGUCAACGGAUUUCUAAUAAGUGAUCCAGAAACAGCUUCAAAUUACAAUAAAACUGAUGUUAGUUUAUGGCUAGAUUCUGACGCUCUGAAACCUAUGGGUGAUAUAAGCAUCUCUUUAAUGUUUGGAGAUGGUAAUGUAACAAAAAUUGAAAUGGAUUCAAACAAUAGAAGUCUGGAGGAACCUGGGUUGGUAUUCUCUCAUAUGUAUCAGAUGUUUGGUGAUUAUAUAAUAACAGCACAGAUCACAUCACACAUCAACUCUGUAAACUACUCAACAGGCGUGGAACUCUUGGAGCCAGCAGAAGGAAUUGAGAUUGAGUGUCAAUUAUUCAAUGUGGUUGGAAAUACAUUAGCAGUUUCGGUAAAAUUAAAAAACGGAACAAAACUCCAGGUUGUGUGGGACUUCGGUGGCAAUGUAACUGCAAUUCAAAAUACAAGCGGCUCAGGAAUUAGGUCAUAUCAUUUUGACCAGUCUGUUCAAAGCACUGGAGAAAUAAAUGUUACAGUAGAAGCCAGCAACACCGUAUCCUCUGUUCGAAACUGGACAAUAAUUUACUAUUACUUUGAGGUUAAUGGAUUUUAUUUUGAUAAAAAUAGUACAGUACAGACAAAUGAAAUUGCUUCAAUUUUUUUCAAAAUAUCAAAAAAUGCCCACCAGCCGCAAGGAAUAGUGGAUGUAUAUUUAUCUUUUGGAGAUGGAAAUUCAACAUCAUUUAAUGUUUCUUCUGAAGAUUCCCUCUUGGUGUCUGAUGGAAUGUAUUUUGAACAUAUUUACCCCAUUCAAGGCGUAUAUCAAAUUAUGGCAAACAUUACGUCUCAUGUCGGCUGGAAUAUUGUAUCUACCGAUAUUAAAAUUUGGGAUAAAAUUGAUGUGGAGCUUAAUUCUACGAAAAUCGCUCAAGUUGGAGAGUUCAUUCAUUUUGAUUUUGUAAAUGUGCCAAAUUCCAACUUUAGAUAUUUUAUCGAGUAUGGUGAUGGGAAUAUAAGAAAAAACGUGGACGAUGAUUUAUACCGCAAGUACGACUUUGGAAACUGGACAAAAGCUUACAAUUACUCUUCCCUGUUUACUGUAACAUUAAAAGCAUGGAAUCCUUUGUAUGAAAAGACUUCGACGUAUCAAAUAUUAGUUGAACAUCCCUUGAUAACAGAUAUUAUGACAUUAUCCCCUGAAAAUGACACGAUACCUAUACCAGACGGUUUGAUGUCAUUCACUUUGAAUGUAUCGGAACUCUCUUCUGAACCAUCUAAUGUAAUAUGUACCUUUGACUAUGGCACUGGUGAACAAAAACAUAGUAAUGUUACUGUACACGUAAGGUAUAGCAAACCAUUAAUAAGAGAGUACGUGUUUCAGAAACAUGGAUUAAAGAAUGUUACAUUUUACUGCCAUAAUUCUGUAAGCUCAAUUUUCAGAUCGUCCAUCGUAAACGUUUUGAAGUACGACUUACAGGAUAUCAAAAUCUUUUAUAAAAGUCCAGUUAAUAUGAACAUGACAUUAGUACAACGAACUCCAUCUCCUGAGAAUCGCCAUCCAUAUGAACCUAUUUCUAUUCCAGUGAAUGUAUUGUUUUCCUUUUAUUUCCUCGGUUGUUCAAGACUUCCAUUCAACUUAGAAAUGAUCUGGGAUUUUGAUGACAAUACUCCUUCUAAAAGUGUAAAAUCCACCAAACUUUACUAUUCCCAUACCUUUGAACAUCGGGGCAUUUUCAAAAUAACUUUAAAAAUAAUAGAUAACAACACAAACACUUUUGAUUUAAGAAAUCUUGAUUUGCAAACAGGAACUUUAGAUUUCAGUGUUAGUCCUGAUAAAGGGGACUUGCGUUAUACUGUUUUCAAUUUGACUGCAGCAGGUCUUCUUGGCGAAAAUUCUAAGUAUACGUUUUAUGCUGAUACAACUGAUGUCAGUCAAGAAAAUUUCUUUGUUUUUAACAAUGUGACGGAUGAAACUGCAGCAUGGGCUCAUGUAAAGUACUUAACAUAUGGAUAUUUCAUACCAAGAGUUACAGGCUCCAAUGAAAGUCUUGUGGAAACUGUUUACUGGAACGCUCCUAUUAUUGCAGAUUUAAGCAUUGAGACCAAUUUGACAUUACAUGUUCCUGAUAUCGUACCUCUUCCCCCGGGUACUGUAGAAUACAGAAUAAGUAUUCCUGCUGGAACGUACGGGUAUAGACCGUACGUGUUUUGCACAAUAAUAGCCGGGGACGAAGUUGACCGAAGUCAACAAAGUCAAAUGUUUAAUAUAACCUCGUUAGAUCCACUUAUAUUCAGGUAUACUUAUAUUGCUAUUGGUUACCCAGAGUUGAACAUUAACUGCGAAAACUCCAUAUCCACCAGGAACUGGAAGAAACGUGUGACAGUAAGUAAUCUGUGUUUUGAAGUGAAAGGAAUUUUUGACCGACAAUAUUCGAUGAUAGAAUGGCCGAUGCCGGUGUGGACGUCUGCAAACUUGUCCAUAUCAAAUAGAAUGGGAAUAUCAGCGAACCCUGAUUGUGUUACAGGACAACCAGUUUUUAAAUGGGAAGUGCAUAGAGUCAACGAAUCUGGAGUCAUCGACAUAAAUUCUUACAGUCUUUAUGAAAAAUCCAAUAAUGGCAUACUAUUUAUAGAGGCUGGAAAGUUGGAGCCUGGUUUAUACUAUUUGAAUUUAACUGUUAACAUCACAAAAACAUUCAUAUUCGAAUAUAUGUAUAUUCGUUUUUUGAAACCGGAACCUUUUGCCUAUAUAAUUGGUGGUAGUAAAACAACCAUUCGACCUACGAGUUUUGUUCUUUUAGAUGCAUUAGAAAAAUCCCACAUUGCAAACAGUGGGUAUGGGAACACAAAUGGACUGAACUUCAGCUGGAAAUGCGAAGAAAAUAACGCAGUUACAGCUCAAGUUGUGCAAAGCGAUGAUGUGUAUAAUGGAACUACAAGUAUUGCACCGUACCUUUCAAGUGUCUGUCCGUUAAACGAUUACUCACGUGGUAUAGCCAAAUUAUCAAUAGACGGAUAUGUUGACGCAGAAUUUGCUGUCACCGUUACGGUGUUUGAGAACUCCAGUCACGAUGAAUUCACACAGAUAAUAUCAGUCAAUAGCACUUCCCCAGAACUGGCGAUAAACUGUACUUUGAACUGUGGUCAAAAGGUUACUGUAACUACUAAAGUAUCAUUUUUGGCAUGGUGUAAAAGCUGCGAAUACGAAAAUACAACAUUGAGCUAUAAUUGGACACUUUUGAUGAAAACAAAAUCAACACAUCCUUAUGAAUUGGUUGAAGGAUUUUCGAAAAACACAACUACAGGUAUAAAUAUUCAGGCAUUAGCAAUUUCCCCAGGAUUCUUGGUCCCAGGUAUGCUGUAUCGGCUGACCUUGAAUGCUUGUUAUUUGGAUGGAGAAGGAGAAGCAGAAGUUUUCGCCGAGUUUGCAACAAACUUUCCACCGUACGGUGGAUUCUGCAAUUUCAGUACAGAGAUACAGGAAGCAGUCUUUCUGAGUGUUUUCUGCAUGGAUUGGGCAGAUGAGGGAUUUGCAAAAGACCAAAAUUAUAGUCGAGACCUACAGGCAAGGAUCCCUCUUAUAUAUCAAUAUGAAACAAGGACAAUGCGUAGUAUGUCACAAGGAGUAGAGGAUGUCAUCAACAUAAUUUAUAGGGGAAGCGAAAGUUCAAUAAACAAGGAGUAUAUACAGGCUGGUGAUGACAGUUUUAAUCAUAUUGUGCACUUUGUUGUGAAAAUCUGUGAUUUGUAUGGAGACUUCACAGAGGUCCAAUCAGACGGAUUUGAGGUACCUUCACCGAGUGGAGCACAACCUCGUAAAGAAAAUGAACUUUCAAUAGUUAGAAACUUGCGUAAUGAAUCCUUGACGAAGUACAAUGAGCGAAAACUGAGUGGAAAUGAAAUGUCUGCAAUACGUCUGCUUGGGUCUACCGCAUCAGCCUUUAAAAAUUUCUCAAAUGUGGAUAACACAACAACUGAACACCAGAUAAUGACAGGCGUCGUGCAAAAAGCCCAUAUUGACAACGUCGAAAUAGAAAUUGUGAAGUUAUACCAAAAUUUUAUAGCUGAAAUGUUGUAUUUAUUGCGGUUCGACCUUCACGUGCACUGCAGUUCUAAUCAACACAGAUAUAGUUUGGCUGACUUGCAGCAGAUAUUGUCCACUGUUGACGCCAUAACUCGAAUUCAGCCAUACAUUACCUUUGAUAUUGUGAAAAAUACAACUCAGCUUCUUGACAACCUUGUUUUAUGCUUUGACAAAGUCAGUGCACUUGACCCAUUUCCAGUAGAAAAUGUUGGGACGACAAAUGAGAUCGCUAAAGUUAUACACAGGAUUAUAAACCGUCUACUUGACGUCAUGCUCCCAGAUCAUUUACAAGAUCACAACACACCCAUAGUCAAGGCUGAUAUCAAAGAUAUUCUUGUAAGAGAUGCUGAGCGCCAGAAACACCAAGAAGCUUUGCUUUGGGCUGUUAACGUUUCCACGCUUAUAGACUAUAUGCAUUUUCUAUAACAAGGCAAAAAUGUUAAUGUUUUGUACUCAACACUAAUUAAAAACAUAAGUCCUAUGAAAUACGUUUUAUUACAAUAUAUAUUUAAUUCUAGUUUGUCAUCUGCAGGGAAUUAUUUUCCGAUGAUGCAACAAAUAUUGCGACGAAUGCAGAAUGUUAUCCUUAGAACCAUUGUUCUUGGUGAGCGGCAUAUCAUGGAAAGAACCGUUGUUUCUGUAAUAACGGAAAAGAUAACGGUGGACAGCAUUGAAAACAGAACUGACGAAUACUUUGUAGGAAUCCAACCGUCAAACGGAACGUUUGAGCAGCUCACUGACGUUAUAGUUGCUAUGAAGAUAAAUUAUUUCUCUAAGAACCCAUUUAUCUAUGGAAAGAACGCCUCGGCAUUAACAUCGGGCGUGUCCACUUUUGACAUUGGUGAUGACAUUAAACUUGACGUUAAGCUUGCUAAUAACGGCAACUUUAAAUACCAGAAGUUUAUACCGCUCAUAAACCCAGAAUAUCCGGAGAAGAUGAUUUUCUUCACUUAUGAUGUCAUAAAUGAUGAUGACGCUGCAAUAAUUUUCAUGAAUCCGGACGGCUUUGACAUCAAUAAUCCAGUAAAUUUCACUCUGUACACAUUUUAUGUCAGUAGCGAAACAUAUCCGACGUCAACGUCGUAUGAUUUCAUCAAAACAGUUGGUAUGCGCGACUGGGAAGAUAUUGGAUUCAAAAUAUUUCUCCAACAAGGUUUAUGUGCAAAGGGUACCUGCUAUCUUGGAGUAAAACCAGAAACAGUUCCUGAUUACAGUGGGUUUACACCUACCCGGAUGAGACGUAAGCGAGAAGCAGAGCUUAAUCAAACAACGCCUGCCCCCACUACAGCAUCACCGCUGUUUAUUCCAGUUCAAGCGAAUUUCAGCUUGGUUGUCUUUACCACAGGGUGUAGAUCAUGGAAUGAUUCUCAGGGAGCAUGGUCCUCCGAUGGCUGCACGGUUCUGGAGAUGAGUAGUGUUAACGAUACAGUCUGCCGCUGUAGUGGAAACACAUUUUCGACAACGUUUUAUGUUCCACCUAACAUGAUUGAUUUCUUAACCGUGUUCAAAAAAUUCGACGCUACAAAUGCAUACGCGUAUGGUCCUGUAAUUGGCCUCUUCGUUAUCUAUGUCAUUGCAGCCAUUUUCUUGCGCAGGGAAGACGUAAAGGACUUAACGAGAUGGGCUGCAUAUUUUUUGGUGGACCACGACGCAGAAGACAAGUAUUUCUACCUUCUUACCGUUCAAACAGGAAUGCGGAGAGGAGCAGGAACAAAAUCCAACGUCAACUUUGUAUUGGUGGGAAAUGAGGAAGACUCUGAUAUCAGGGUACUCUCUGAUGGAGUGAGAGAGGGAUUUAGCGUUGCAAGUAUCAAUAGAUAUUUUAUGGGUACAAAAGAACCUUUAGGGGACUUGAGAUAUCUUCGAAUCUGGCAUGAUAAUUCUGGAGAAGGAACAGAUAAAAACUGGUAUCUAAAUCGAGUAAUAGUUGAUGAUUUACAAGAAAAGGACAGAUACGUAUUCCUUUGUGAGAAAUGGCUGUCUUUGGAUGAAGAUGACGGAAUGAUUGAAAGAGUGCUUCCAGUUUCUACGAAAGAGAACUUGAAUUCUUUCAAAACAUUGAUGAAUGAGAACUCACAAUUAAAUGUAACGGAUCAUCAUUUAUGGGUGUCCCUUCUCUUGAGACCAAAUAUAAGUCGCUUUACCAGGGUGCAAAGACUUGCUACUCUAAUGACUCUCCUUUUGUUGAUUAUGAUUUCAAAUGCAAUGUUCUUCAGAUCCUCCACUGAAGAUGCCUCUUCGCUUCAAGUUGAAAUAGGCUUCCUUCGAUUUUCACUUUCAACUUUAUAUGUAUCGGUUAUUGGUGUAAUCAUUACAACACCGCCCAUCUUGUUUGUAAUCAUAGCCUUCCGAAAAAGUAAACUUAGGAAAAGGCGAAGAGGGGACUUACCAAAAAAUACCGUUUCUGAAAAGCAUUCUAUAUCUGCAAAACACGUGGAUUCCAAGAGCAAUUAUAUUCUUCAGGCCCUGAACGAAGACAUCAUGUUUGCAGACAGUAAUUUGUUUUUGCCUUUCUGGACUGUGUAUGUUGCUUGGGUUAUUCUUGUUUUAGCUGCUGUAGCUAGCUCGUUCUUCUUAAUACUGUAUUCUAUGGAGUGGGGGAAAGAAAAGUCCGAGGAAUGGCUAACUUCCUUUCUGCUUUCCUUCCUUGAGUCUUUCUUGUUUAUUGACCCUUUAAAGGUUGUCUUUGUGUCCUUGCUGUUUGCUACGAUCUUCAAAAGUAUGAAGGAAGAAAAACCUCCGUCGAUCGACACUGAGGAAUUGCGAAAAGCUUCAGUUCAUUAUAAUGGCGAUUCAAGACAGAGUUUUCUGGCUCUCAUAAAUGAUAUUCUGAAGAAAAACGAGCCCCCUUCGGAAGAAGAAUUGAAAAUAUUAAGGCAGAAAAGGCAGGAGGAAAAGAGGGCACGAAGAGCGACAUACAAUAUUCUAAUCUAUUCCUUGUAUAUCUUUGUGCUGUACAGCGCCAGUUUCUUGCAGAGAGAUCUGCGUUCUUUCAACCUUAAAUGGAAUCUGGAUAAUUAUUUAAUUGCUAACAGUGGCUCCCAACUUGGAUUUUCAGCAGUAAAUGAAACUUUGGAUUUUAUCGCUUGGAUCAACAGAACACUCAUACCAACCUUUUAUCCGGAAAACGAUUAUCGAGGACAACCUUUAUCAGUUACUGAACAGAAAUGGUUCGGGGACAGAUCGAGUAUUCGGGUUGGUCCUGCUCGUCUGAGACAGCUUCGAGGAAAAAGAGAGAUUUGCAAAGUUUGGAGUAUCACUUGGCCAAGGGACUGCGUAGAAAAAUACGCAGAGCUGGAGGAAGAAAAGUCGUCAUUUUGCAUUGGAUGGAACACAUAUAACAAAACAGCAUGUAGUGGCAAUGUUUACGAGAGCAUUCAUCUCACUGCAAAUGCUUGGAAGUACACAGAUGCAAAAGAUAUUUGGGGGUUUUCCGUUUUAGGAGACUAUAACAUGUACAGCGGCGGGGGAUAUAUUUUAGAAUUUACUAAAAACAGGGAGCAAGCUGUCGCCAUGCUGAACGAGCUUCUUAAAUAUUACUGGAUAAACAGGGCUACGAGAGCAAUAUUUAUGGAGUUCACAGUUUACAAUCCCAAUGCAAAUUUAUUUGCCUAUGCAAUGUUUCUUUGUGAGUAUCCGGAAACUGGAGGUACAUUGAUUUGGACAGACACACAAUCUUUUAGACCAGUACUUUCAUCGGACGAAGUAGGGGCAUUUGCUAUUUUAUGCUACAUCGUGAUUAUUGCAUACCUAAUCGGUUAUCUUAUUCAUAUUAUUGUGAAAAGUGCCACAAAGGGUUGCUGUAAAUUCUUCAAAGUUCCCUGGAACAUAGUGGAUUCUCUCAUAACCUUGUUAGGAUUUGCUUGUAUUGCAAUUUACAUUGUUCGCUAUAUAGACGCCAAGAAGGCUAUGCAAAUGUACUCGGAUGAUAUUUUGAGUGGAACAAACCGCUUUAUAAACUUUGGACACAUUGUAUUUUGGGAUAACCUAUUCAACGCUCUGUUUUCUACAAUGGUCUUCAUAUCCACUAUAAAGGUUUUGCGCAUACUUGGAUACAACCGGAAAUUCACAGAAAUUAUUUCUGUUGUUACAAAUGCAGCAGAAGAGAUCGCUGGAUUUAGUAUUGUGUUUAUUGUUAUGUUUUCCUCUUUCGUAUUGUUCGGAUAUUUCUUGUUUGGUGUUCACCUUCAAGGGUAUAAAAGUGUUUUUGCGACGUGUAGUACCCUUGCAAAUACUUUUAUUGGUAAAAACAAACUCGAUACCCUGAUGGUUGCCGCUCCUAAGACUGCUCAGUUUUACUACUUUACCUACAUGGUGUGUGUUAUCAUGACAUUACUUACUAUGUUUGCUGCUAUUUUAAACAAAAGCAUUGCAGAUGUCAAAGCAGAAACUGCCCAAUAUGUUGACACAAUUGGCAUUACAGAUAUUUUUUGGAAAUCGGCAAAGAAUUUUCUCGGCAUGUUUUUCAAGUUUGGCUCUAAGUCCAAUAUCUCAGAAAGCAAAGAAGGAAAAGAAAACCUUAAGAAGUUGAAUGCCAUGCGAAACGGAAGCGUGGACGUGUCAAACGUAUUGGCUUUAAUAAGACAUACAUUCAACGAUUUCAGCGAAAUACAGGAAAAAAAGAGUUUUGUCGUAAUGGAAAACUCAAAAAAACCUCAUCAUAGUUCCGACCAUAUGAAAUAUGGAGAGAUGCAUGAGUUGGAUCAAUCUUGGUGUGAAAGAGAUUCCCAAGAAGCUGAUAUCCAAAGAAACUUUAAUGAGAGCAAGAUGCAAAUGUAUCUCUAAUUGUUUGAACCUAUUUGCGAGAGUAAAGGAAGGCCAAAUAGUUCCCAGUUAUAGUCCAUAAAUCCUGAAAAAAAAAGAUGUAAAUUGUUUAAUGAGAAAUUGCUGUUGGUUUUAACUGUUCAAGUUUGUGCAAGCACAAAAGUUUUGCGACACAGGAUGAAUUAUCCAACGGUUAUGUAAUUACGAUAAAGUAUUUUUAAGUAUACUUGUUUGUUAAUGUAUUCGUAGUUUUCAAGAAUUCAGCCCAAGUUGGUUAUACAAUAUAAAGAAUUGUUACAAAAAUAAGGAUUCUACGCAACUGUUUCAUGAACCAUGAUGGUUUAAUUAAAAGCUUAUAUUUAUUGUAAUUUAAUGGGUGUGAAAUCGUGUGGCAAGGUUUUAAUAUUCUCAAAACCUUGUAAUAUUAUAUGCUUUGUUAAUCAAUUUGUUGCAAGAAAUAUUAUAUAUUUUAUAAUUGACAGUAUUUUAUUUUCUUCUUCAUUAUUCAAUAUUUCAUUCUAGAAGUACAUUUGAAGCAACAAUGUACAUGCAGACCUGGGAUAUUAAAAAUGUUUUAUGCAUGUUAUUAUGAAAUAAAUAUUCUCUUCGAA
Saccostrea cuccullata (small rock oyster) is the source of this 13439-nucleotide messenger RNA. RefSeq lists its product as uncharacterized. Lineage: Eukaryota; Metazoa; Mollusca; Bivalvia; Ostreida; Ostreidae. The record is from RefSeq and is a predicted model, not a curated record. Gene Ontology annotation, cellular component: membrane. Gene Ontology annotation, biological process: detection of mechanical stimulus. The transcript is spliced from 33 exons. Gene Ontology annotation, molecular function: protein binding; calcium channel activity; calcium ion binding.